Pelodiscus sinensis (Chinese soft-shelled turtle) is the source of this 3452-nucleotide messenger RNA. RefSeq names its product sorting nexin 4 (gene SNX4). Gene Ontology annotation, molecular function: phosphatidylinositol-3-phosphate binding. Gene Ontology annotation, biological process: protein transport; positive regulation of autophagosome assembly. Gene Ontology annotation, cellular component: SNARE complex; plasma membrane; early endosome membrane. The record is from RefSeq and is a predicted model, not a curated record. NCBI's taxonomy places the organism in Eukaryota, Metazoa, Chordata, Testudines, Trionychidae.
UCCGCUGCCGGGGGUUGCAGCCAGGGGGAGCCGCGGCCCGAGGGCUCUCCCCGAGCCUGCGAUGAGUUUGCCCGGCCUCAGCCGCCGCGGCUGAGCGCCUGCGCGGAGGGGGAGCCGAGCCCCCUUCCCCAUGGAGAGGCCGGAGGGCGAGCAGCGCGGCGCUAGCGGCAGCGGCCCGGCGGGCGAGGCGGAGGCGGGCAGCGGGCCCGUGUUGGAGGAGCCCGGUAGCGGAGCGACGGACACGACAAUGGAGGAUUGUUUAUCGAAGAAAAUAGAGAUCACGGUCUCAGAAGCCGAAAAACGGACUGGAAGAAAUGCCAUGAACAUUCAAGAAACCUACACUGCUUACCUCAUUGAGACAAGAGCUGUUGAGUCACAGACUGAAGGACAAUGCUCCCCACCAGACUCACUUUGGAGGCGAUACAGUGAAUUUGAGUUGCUGAGGAAUUAUUUGUUAGUUAACUAUCCACAUAUUGUUGUUCCACCUUUGCCAGAAAAAAGGGCUGAGUUUGUUUGGCAUAAGUUAUCAGCAGAUAAUAUGGAUCCAGACUUUGUGGAGAGACGAAGGAUUGGUUUGGAAAACUUUCUAGUACGUGUGGCUUCACAUCCCAUCAUUUGCCAGGACAACAUUUUUUAUUCCUUUUUAACACAGGAAGGCGGAUGGAAAGAAAUGGUGAAUGAAACUGGGUUUCAGUUAAAGGCAGACUCCAGAUUAAAAGCUCUUAAUGCAACAUUCAGAGUGAAAAACCCAGACAAGAGAUUUACUGAGCUAAAACACUAUAGCGAUGAACUGCAGUCUGUCAUAUCGCACCUUCUGCGAGUCAGAGCUAGAGUGGCAGACCGCCUCUAUGGUGUAUACAAAGUGCAUGGGAAUUAUGGGAGAGUGUUCAGUGAAUGGAGUGCAAUAGAAAAGGAGAUGGGGGAUGGGCUGCAGAGUGCUGGCCAUCACAUGGAUGUAUAUGCAGCUUCUAUUGAUGAUAUAUUAGAAGAAGAAGAGCAUUAUGCAGAUCAGCUAAAGGAAUAUCUUUUCUAUGCAGAAGCUCUGCGGGCAGUUUGCAGGAAACAUGAACUAAUGCAGUAUGACUUGGAAAUGGCUGUUCAGGACCUGGCAUCUAAGAAACAGCAGUGUGAAGAACUGGCAACAGGAACUGUGAGAACAUUUUCUCUGAAGGGAAUGACAAGCAAACUGUUUGGUCAGGAAACUCCUGAGCAAAGGGAAGGCAAAAUAAAAGUGCUUGAAGAACAAAUACAUGAAGGGGAAGAACAACUGAAAUCUAAAAACGUGGAGGGCAGAGAGUUUGUGAAAAGUGCCUGGGCAGAUAUUGAGCGCUUCAAAGAGCAAAAGAAUCAUGACUUGAAAGAGGCCCUCAUAAAUUACGCUGUGAUGCAGAUUAGUAUGUGCAAAAAGGGAAUUCAAGUUUGGACAAAUGCUAAAGAGUGCUUCAGCAAGAUGUGAUUCUCCAGACACUAAUUUUUCCUCAACAAAGUGCCAGAGAACAGAAGCACAAGUGCACAAUCACAGAUACUAAGUUGCUACAUGAUCUACAUAUAAAUCAUGAAAUAAAUGAUUUGGGUAAAUACAGUUUUCUUUAUGCUGAUUGUAGUUGUGUUAAUAGAGGACAGAAAGGAAAUAUUCUUAUGUAGUUAGUCCCAAUCAAUCACUUUGUGGCAUAUUUUACAUGUAGCAAAUAAUUGAGGGGUGAAGGGGUUAAUGAAAGCUUCAGUUCUACAUUGAGGCAAAGGCUUUAGGGAAAGUCCAGACUAACCUGAAAAGGUACAGUGUCAUAUACAACUGAACUGGUCUCUGUAUCUUCUGAACCAUCAUGUUCUGCAUUAGAUCUCCUGAUGCCACCUUCUGCCCUUAAUGGUUAGGAUUUGUAGUACUAGAGGGUUGGGGGAAGAGGGCUGUUUUUUUUGUUUUUAUUUUUAUUUUUGUUAAUGGUGCAUACAGUUGUAUUCUUGAGGUUUACAAAACCUGAAAUUCAUUGUACUGCCUAGGGUUCAUAGAUACAUGCCUUUGUAUCUCCAUGGAGAAAUUGUUUUGUUUUUCCCAAAAUUCAGGUUAAACAGUCUCAAACUUUUGAGAUUUCUUCAUUCCCUCUACAAUAGAGGAAUUGAACAACAGUUCUACACGAUAGUUCUCUCUUAUUCUUUCCCAUUAGAAUUUAAAUACUGACAUUCAUCUGUCAACUAAUUUUUGAUAACUGGUAAAGGAGAUUAAUGACUCAACUAAGCCAAACUCAGAUCUGGUGUACUCAGGUACAACUUCGAUUCCAUUUAUGGAAAUGGCUUACCCUAGAUGUAAAUGUGGCCCUGUUCUCAGAGCCUCAGUUGCUGUUUAGCUCUAUAGAAAUAGUCCCUUUUAAAAUAUAAGGGGACAUGAAAAUAGCUGAUUUUCUUUUGAAUAUUUAAGAUUCAUGGUGUUCUGUAAAUCACCAAUCUAAAUAGGCUUUGCUUUACUUUUAAAACACCAUGUUUCACUAUUGCACAUAUACCUGUGAAUUAUUAUGACAAGUUAUCAACAUUAAUGUAGUUCUUACUGUUUGGCUGUAAUAUUUUAAAAGGCAAAUGAAUAAAUUUAAUCUGUUAGACUGAGCUAUUUGUCUUCAAAAGCCAAUGCAUCUUUAUUUCUUGCUAGCUUUGCGGAAUCUUAACAAAACAAAGAAACCCCACCAUAACUGUUUAACAUUGGGUGUUGCUACAUGUUUUAAAUGCCUCUGGAAUUUGCAGACCUAGUAAGUGAUCCAAAAGAAGAUUUGCUAUAAUAUUCACUUGAAUCAUAUAUUUAUAAUAAUUAAACAUUAUUUCAGAUACUGGAUUUAAUGUAUGCCAAAAGGCUUGAAAAUUUGCUAUAAUGAUCCAUGCAUUUUUCCAGUACCAGAUAUUGUGUUUUGCAGUGAUAUUUUGUGAUAAAAUCAUUUAAAAAAUUUUAAAAUCAUUAAGCGCUUGUGUAUGUUAAGAUCUAAAUUUAUUAAAAGGUUAAAUAUUAGUUUAUACUUUUAGUUCCUCUGCCUUACCUUUUCAAGGCAAGGAUAAUGACAAAUUUUUCAUCCACAAAGAAGUUACGUUGAGCAGAAAGUCUCCCCAUUUCAUAUUUACAAAAUCAUUCCAUUUUAAAGAACUGUGGCAUUCAGGUCCUAGACCAAGUAAAGUUAAGGACUUGUACAUUCCAAAAACAAGGAGUUGUACGUUUAGAGUAUCCAGUAAACAUUCUAGAGUAGUGGUGCCUUAAUUAAUAUGAGGAGGCACUUGGAGUAAAUAUUUUUCAUGCACUUUGAUUUUGUUUGAUAGAUCUUUCUGGUGCCUCUUCCCUCCCCCCCCAUAUUUUACAUGCCGUUCAAAUUACUAAAUGUAUUAUAUGCCUUUUUUCUUGCUAGUUGUGUUUGAGAUGGGAACAAAACAGUUCUUGUAAGCUUCGUGCCAAAUAUGCUAAAUAAAAUUGCUCUUUGAUA